CUUUUGGAUGUUCCCCAUUGACUGUUUGCCAUUGGUUGAACACGUACUGUUGCAGGAAGCAGGCAUUCUGCUUCACUACCUAGCUACUAUUUUCAAACGGGAUACACACAAUUAAUCUUAACAUUUCCAACGAUGAUGCGUAGACCCCGAACAGCAACGACCAAAGUUGUAGAGAAAAGAGGUGACGUUAUGGACUCAGACUUGUCCUUUUCCCAGACAGUGAGUAGUGAUGAAGAUAGUGAUGAAUGGAGGCCAGCAGAGCCGAAGCCAAAAGCCACCAGCAAGACUGCCAGAGCCCCUACAGCAGCCGGGGAGAAGAAAGCAGCUGCCAAGAGAGCUGCUAAACCAAAAGAACCGAAAGCACCCAAACAACCUAAAGUGCCUAAAGUUUCUAAGCCAAGAGCACCACGCAAAACUGCAACAGAGCAAAAAACACAGGCCCCUAAAGUUCUGAAGGAUUCUGGUGCAUCUGGAUUGGCUGGAACAAAGAGGAAAAAUAUUGAUGAAGGCAAAAAGGAUGAUAAGGCUGGAAAAGACAAAGGAGUAAAAGAAACCGACUGUCCAGAGGUAGAGAGGACAGAAGGGAGUGGGCCUAGUAUCAGGAUGAAGGAGGAGAGGGUGUCAUUUAUUGUGUCAGAAGCCCAUCAGGCAGACAGAUGGGCGGGCGAGGGGUCAUCACUAGCUGGCCUUAAAGCAAAGAAAGAGGAAGUGGAGGAGGAGGAUUUCACUUUUGAUGAGCCGUGUAAAAAGAAACAGAAGACCAGUGGUGCCUGCUUGGGACAACCAACUGCUUUACCAUCACCAGAAGCACACACUCUGAGGAAUGAACUCAAUAUGAACUGGGACUUGAUUGAGCUGCUGUCCAAUCUGACAUGUGUGGAGCGAUGGGUGUGUGUAAAUAUCAUUCGUCUGCUUCGUGAGGACAACACGGUUCCGUUUAUGGUGCGCUACCGCAAAGAAAUGAUUAACCACAUGGAUGCCGAUGCUGUCCGAGAUGUCCAGCUGGUAUAUGAGGAGAUAUGUUCUCUAGCCAAGAAGACUCAGUCUGUGAUUCAGACCCUGAAGAAGGACGGGGUUUUGACAGCUGAGCUGGAACAAAACCUGAGGAGCUGCCGAUCAGCCGAUGAACUGGAUCAUGUGUAUUCUCCCUAUAAGAAAGGCAGUAAGCUGACGAAGGCUCGCAGGGCCAAAGCACUCGGCCUUGAGGCGGCCGCCUCUGCACUCAUGGACACACCACACACUCUGGAUUUAAGGGCAUGGGUAAAACCUGGUACUGAAGGUCUGUCAUCGCUCGAAGAAGUGGCUACAGGUGUGGAGCAUAUCUUGGCUGAUAUGAUAGCUAAAGACCCUGAGACACUAACCUAUGUGAAAACAUUGUGUGAGAACAGCUUUGUGACCAUCCAGUCCUCUCUGUCCAAGUCAGCACUAAAGGAAAAAGAGCAAGAAAAGUCUGUCCAAGACCACAAAACAUCAGGGGCCCAGCAAAAUAAAAACAAGGACAUUGACAAGUUUCACCUCUACGUCGACUUCACCUGUAACAUCCAGCGCAUCCAGCCCCAUCAGACCCUGGCAAUCAACAGAGGGGAGAGUCUGAAGAUUUUGACGGUGAAAGUGAAUGUUCCCGACAAGGUGAAGAGUGACUUCACUCGGUGGUGCAUCAACAACAGGUGGAGGCAGAGGACGUUUGCUAGAGAUGAGCUUCGCACAAUCAUCAAGAAUGCAGUAGAAGACUCUUAUAAAAGGCUUAUUCUGCCUUUUCUCAUAAGAAGUUACAGGACUAAGCUGACAAGUGCAGCAGAGAAGGAGUCAAUCGCCAUGUUUGUGCGGAACCUCCGUCAACGCCUAUUGGUGUGUCCUGUCAGGGGCUGUGUCAUCAUGGGGGUGGAUCCUGGCUUUAGACAUGGCUGUAAACUGGCAGUUCUCUCCCCCACUAGUCAGAUUCUCCAUACUGAUGUUGUGUACCUGCAUAAUUCAAUCCAGCAAAAAGAAGCAGACAAACUGCGCCACCUUAUGAUUAAAUACAGCUGUUCCAGGGUUGUCAUUGGCAAUGGGACAGCGUGUCGUGAGACCGAGUCCGUCUUCGCUGACCUCAUCUCUAAGCGCUGCUUUCACCCCCUGGAUGUGUCCUACUGUAUAACCAAUGAGGCAGGAGCAUCUAUCUACAGUGUGAGUCCUGAGGCGGUCAAAGAGAUGCCAGACAUGGACCCAAACCUUAGGAGUGCAGUGUCCAUUGGAAGACGUGUCCAAGAUCCACUGGCUGAGCUUGUGAAGAUUGAUCCUAAACACAUAGGCAUUGGAACAUACCAGCAUGAUGUGUCAGCCGGAGCACUGAAAGCGGCACUGGACAGUGUGGUGCAGGAAUGUGUGAGCUUCGUCGGGGUGGACAUCAAUAUCUGCUCUGAGACGCUGAUGAGGCAUGUAGCAGGCCUAAAUGCAGGCAGGGCGCACAGUAUUGCUGAGUGGAGAGAGCAGAAUGGUCCCUUCAUCAACAGGGAGCAACUCAAACUGGUCAAAGGCAUGGGGCCCAAGACCUUUCAGCAGUGUGCCGGCUUCAUUAGAAUCAACCCGCAAACCCUACACAGUGCCAAAUGCUCACCUCAUCCUGUAGCAGAGAAACCACCAGCUAAGAAGGGCAGAGGAAAGACUUGCGUCAACAUACCAACCUCAUUUAACCCCCUGGACCAGACCUGCAUACACCCAGAGUCCUACCAUGUGGCACAGGGGUUUCUGUCCCUUGUGUGUGGGAGUGCCGACCAGAUUGGGAGUGCAGGCCUGCGGCAGUGUGUGGAGAGGAAGGUUGGGACCAGCAGUGUCGAGGUACUGGCCAGGACAUUGGACACCACACCUGAGACCCUCAAACUCAUCAUAGAUGGCCUCACGCAGCCCCCUGGGUUUGACAUAAGACAAAAUUUUGGGCAGGCGGACUUUAAGCGGGGCAUUGUGUCCAUGAGUGAUCUGCGGGUGGGUGCGGUGUUGACGGGCCGGGUGGACAACACAACUCUGUUCGGGGCUUUUGUAGAUAUCGGCGUUGGCCGCGCAGGCCUCAUCCACAAGAGCAACAUCACCUUGGACAAACUUCCUGUCAGCCAGCGCCACCGCAGCCUGGCGCUGGGACCCGGGGAACGGGUGGAGGUCCGGGUCCUGAAUGUGGACCCUCAGAGGGGACGAAUUGGGCUGGACCUGAUCAGGGUCCUGCAAUAGUCACUUAUUUCCCGUAAGUUUUAAUUGGAUUUGACUUAUGACAGGAAAUUACACACAAAGCUACCAAGAGGCUAAUUACUCCCUGAUUUUUACACUGGUGUGGAUGAGAAUAUGUAUAGUUCUCAUGAGCAGAUAAGCAUAACCGAACAAUUAAAAG
Molecule: messenger RNA, 3358 nt
Organism: Etheostoma cragini (Arkansas darter)
Lineage: Eukaryota; Metazoa; Chordata; Actinopteri; Perciformes; Percidae
Gene: srbd1
Product: S1 RNA binding domain 1
Exons: 21
Coding region: 133-3201 (1022 amino acids)
Biological process (GO): nucleobase-containing compound metabolic process; translation
Molecular function (GO): structural constituent of ribosome; mRNA binding
Source: RefSeq, a predicted model, not a curated record